This is a messenger RNA of Betta splendens (Siamese fighting fish), 4850 nucleotides long. Its product is annotated as protein tweety homolog 3-like. The coding region runs from base 578 to 2242 and encodes 554 amino acids. Gene Ontology annotation, molecular function: intracellularly calcium-gated chloride channel activity; volume-sensitive chloride channel activity. Gene Ontology annotation, cellular component: plasma membrane. The record is from RefSeq and is a predicted model, not a curated record. The transcript has 15 exons. Lineage: Eukaryota; Metazoa; Chordata; Actinopteri; Anabantiformes; Osphronemidae.
ACACACGCUCGCACACGCGCGCGUGCUCUCGGUUUCAGAGCUGGAGCUGCCGCAACACCCCGUCCUCCAGUUUUUUUCAUACGGCGUUUGCUUCUCCCUUCAGCUCUGCCGACCGACCGAGGCGCCGCAGGAGCAGACGGGCUGAACCGACGGGCAUCGUGGGAACAGCACCGACGGCAUCACACAAAAACAAACCAACAAAAACACGCAUAGGGUCGACGAGUUUAGCGUCUCGUUAUCUGCAGCUCCCCACAGUUCGGUUGAGCGGUAUGAGGUACACGAGCGGACCGGAUUAGGAGCCGUCAUAUUCUGCCGUGUUCAAUGUGGUUCCGACUGCAGCCGACUCGCGCCUCGCAGUUGACGCUAGCACGGCGCGGCCGCGUUGAUGCAGCAGCGCGCGCCUGCGGUGUUCACAUCCACCGCGCGGACCUGCAUGAAGACAAAAGGCGAGGCGUUCGCCGGACCGGACUCCCGAGGCUGCACUAACCCAGAGUGUGCCCCCGCCGCGGCUCCACCAGUGUCUGUGAGGAAUCGGGCUAGCGAGUGAAGUGACCGUCGGACAGGUAGCUGCGUCAGGAUGGCGGCUGUGGUGAACUACUCGCCUCCAUGGUGGGUGGACCUGCUGCACCGCUUGCCUCAUUUCAACAUUGAAUUCCAGCUGGUGAGCAGUGACUUCAGGCCAGAGGACUCUGAGUACCAGAAGUCUAUUUUGCUGCUUGGUGCGGUGGCUUUGGUGUGUCUGGCCCUGGACCUCCUCUUUCUCCUCUUCUACUCAUUUUGGCUGUGUUGCCGGCGACGCAAGAGUGAUGACUCCUCUCACUCCCAUACACACUCCCAGCAGCCCAGCGCUGACUGCUGCUGCACUGCCUGGUGUGUCAUCAUUGCCACACUCGUCUGCAGCGCCGGCAUCGCUGUAGGGUUUUAUGGAAACGGGGAGUCGAGUGAUGGUGCCACUCGUUUGGCGUACUCCCUGCGUCACGCCAACCGCACGGUAUCUGGGGUAGAGAAACUGGUCUCUGACAGCGCCUUAGCCUUAAACCAGACAGUGGAGGAGAGCUUAGUCCAGUUAGAGACUGCCUUCCAGGAGCAGACAGACUACGUGUCCAUCGUCCAAAAGCUGCAGGGCCAGCUGGACGAGCUGGUGAGGCUGAUGGUGGAUGUUCCCUUUUGGUCCAGCACUGACAUUUCUCUGGAGGACUUGGCACGGAAGACAGAGGCCUUUGACUUUUACAGAUGGUUGGGGUACUUGGGCCUGCUGCUAUUUGAUGUACUAAUUUGUCUGCUGGUACUCUUCGGCCUGAUACGCAACUCUAGAGGCACUCUGAUCGGAGUGUGUCUGCUCGGGGUUCUGACUCUGAUAAUCAGCUGGGGGUCUCUCGGAGUGGAGCUGGCCGUUGCUGCUGCCGGCAGUGACUUUUGCGUUUCCCCUUAUACCUACAUCACCAGGGUAACCAAGGAAAAUGCUGUCAUCAACCAAGAUAUCCUGCAGUAUUACCUGAAGUGCAGCUCUGGCCAAGUUAAUCCUUUCCAGCAGAGGCUAUCAGGGAGUCACAAGGCAUUGGUGGAAAUGCAGGAUGAUGUGGCAGAGCUACUGAGAUCAGCAACACGUGAUUAUGCCAACACCAAGGGGAGUCUUGAGCAAAUCCAGUCUGUGCUGAAUUCUACAGAAGUGGGUUUACACCAGCUGACCGCUCUGGUUGACUGUCGCAGCCUACACAUGGACUACGUUCAGGCUUUAACAGGCCUGUGCUAUGACGGAGUGGAGGGUCUCAUCUACCUGAUUCUCUUCUCCUUUGUCACUGCUCUGAUGUUCUCCUCCAUUGUGUGCAGUGUGCCUCAUACCUGGCCUGGCAAGAGGACGGAUGAGGAAGACGGAGAGGACGAGUCUGGUGCCUCACGGGGCGGUGUGCACGAUAACCUGUACCGCGUUCACAUGCCCAGUCUCUACAGCUGUGGCUCCAGCUACGGUAGCGAAGCUAGCCUGCCCGCUACAGCUCAUACUGUCAGCAAUGCCCCCGUCACUGAAUACAUGAGCCAGAACGCAAACUUUCAGAACCCUCGGUGUGAGAACACCCCCCUGAUUGGCAGGGAGUCCCCUCCGCCCUCUUACACCUCCAGUAUGAGAGCUAAGUACCUAGCCACCAACCGACCAGACCAGAACCGACGCUCCGUUCCUAACGACCAACUGGACCCUGCUAGCCGGCCUCACCCUGCCGCACGACCACAGUCCUCUGUCCACUAGAAACCAGAAUGCAACCCAGUACUGCCUGAAUCCAGUUCUCACAGCCAACAACAAGUUCUCAACACAGUGAUUGAAGCACCAACGUGACCCCAGUUUGUAACAAUCCACAGAAUUACUAACGCCAAAUCAGCAGCAUGCCAGAACUCCCCAAACCAGUCCAUCAGAAUAGAACAGCACACCUUGGAUGAUCACUUUUUCUUCAUGGACACAACCUGAGCUGCUCAUUCCACCACUGCUGUGAAGAAUCAGCCCACAUAACCACAUCUCACAGCUACGAAAGCGCCUUGGAUCCAUCGCCUCAGUUUUCUUGUCUACUCCACAGACACCUUCCCUCCACUGGGAUCUGUACACUGCCCUCCAGUGGACACGGUACAUCAUCACCAACCAACGAACCACAGUUUUACAUCUAGACCAAACACUCAGACACAGACAAGAGCAUACACAUACUCACACAGACUGUACAGAGAUGUAAAUAAUAAAUGUGUGCUUUAUCCAGAUUUCAUGAGAAGUAGACUGUUGAAUCAUUACUGGUAAUGUUGUGUGCUGCGUGUUUAUCUUGGAAAUUGUUGCUGUACACACACAUAUGAGUAGACAGAUAGUCUAACAAUCACUCAUCUGUUAAUAAUAAGCCAGUGAAUCACAAAGCCAUGUUUAGAUAAAACACCACAUCCGCAUCCUCUCCUUAGCAUUUACCAUUGUUGUCUAACUGAGACUUGAAUCGUGUGGCCAUGUGUCUCUGAAUUUGCAUUUGUGCACAUACAGUAAACAUCAAAUACUGCAGCUUCUGAACACGAGCCUGGAAUUGUGGAAUAACUGCUUUGAACUGUGCGAAUUGGAUGGAGGAACAAAGGACAAACGGUGGUUCAACCUGUGCCAAAAGACUUUAAUAGUACAAAUGAAGGAUGCCUGAUUUGUCCUACUGCCUCCAAAUGUUUUAAAAAGGGAAAAUAGAGACUGAUAGAAUAUUUUCCCCCCAUGUGAAAAUAGGAAAGGAACCAGAAGGACACUUGAAAAGAGCAGCGUUGGACUGAAAAUAGUGACUAAAUGUUUGCUAGGUGCUACGUUAACCUGCCGACGUCCCGGAGGACGAGCAGGACUGAGGAGGGAUGAGACAUUUGUUAUUUUCAAGUGUUUUGCUUUCAUUCAGGGAAGUGAUCGGAAACAUUGAAACCAGUAAAAUAGAACAGCUUUCCAACAUUAAUGUGAAUGGAAGUUGUGUCCCUGUUUGUUUCAGAAUCCAGGACAGUGGGUAUUUUUUAUGUUUUGUCAUGAGCUGACGCUCGGGAUGUGAUACUGUGACCAGCUGUAGUAUUCUGUUGAUUCUUUUGUCUUGCGCUUUUAUUUUGUCAACUGGUGACCUUGGACCAACCUCCAGUCGCCAUUUGUGAUUCUGUUCUUUUCCUUUUUGUACCCACAAGCACAAAUUCUCUUCAAGGUGACUUUGCAAGGUGGAGAAAUGAAACACACUGUACACCGCCUGCAGCACUGCCAGUGGUUUUCCUCCCGCUCUACUACUCUGUACAGUGUAUAAAACUGUAGUCGUGAACCCGUGUGUGAUAUCACUGCAGCGUGAUUGACUGUUGCUCUAUCUCAGUGUUACUGUGUUUAAGUACAAUGAUUGCUGUGUCUGACCGGCUGAAACGAGCUCGAGUUCUUUCUACACAGACGCCGCACAUGCCCACAGAUGCACACUACACACUGCAGUAUCAUAGCUUCCAUCUUUGCUUCUUUAUUCUGUUACAUUCACAUCUAGAGCUGUAGGAACUUCACAACCUCCCACACUGAUAUCCAUUUGCAUUAUGGCUGAAGCAGUAGGUAGAACCUGCAUUUCAGACGAACACGGCAUCUCUAGUGACAGUCGCUGAGUAAGAAGCGCUACCAUUCAAACACCGUUCAACCUGUACAGCAUUAUAAUAUUUUACUAUAAAUUAACAACCACUUCUCGUAUUAGCGAGACAAUCUAACAUGUGUGACUCUAAAGAAAAUGUCCAUGUUAUGGUAACAAUGCUACCUACGGUCGAGUACAUUACAAUGUUCCUUUGCACCAUUGAUGCAAACAGUGUUGAGAUCUUUUGGACUAGUCACUGAUUAAUGGCCUUUCAUAAUGUUUUUAACUCUUGCAACACUCUUCAUAUCACAUGUUUCUUAAUUUUCUCUGUCUUGUAAAAUUCAGACUUUAAAGAUAAAGUAUUAGCUAGCUGUUUUGUAGGAGAAUAAAGGCAAGAGCAGCGUUUUUCCUCUCUUAUUAAUGGUGAAUGACUCUCUGUCUUGCAAUGUUUUAAUAAAACUAUUCCAGUGUAAUCUGCAUAGCUGACUCAAAGAUGUAUUUGAAUUCCUGCGCGGUGCUUUCUGGGAUCUCUCAUACCGUAUUUUCAAAAGAAAAGGAGCCAAGCUCUUGGAAGAAUCAACAAUGUUUGUGUGUUUGCAGGACUUCAAAUACAACUCUGUCCAGAUGUGGCAGACAAACAAUGUUUUCUAUGGCUGUUUUUAUUUUCUGAUAGUUGAACUAUGAUAUUAAUAAUGUACAUGUCAAAACUGUGGUAACGAUAUCAUUCAGCCUGGAAUAAAUGUUUUAAAAAACAAAAUUAAAGCAACUUUAACGUAACAA